Molecule: messenger RNA, 447 nt
Organism: Pisolithus orientalis
Lineage: Eukaryota; Fungi; Basidiomycota; Agaricomycetes; Boletales; Pisolithaceae
Exons: 2
Source: RefSeq, a predicted model, not a curated record
CCCGUUAUAUGCUCAGCAGCAACCCUUGCGCACGCCAUAUCCGACUAUCAAUCUCUCAUACCGUGGUUACGCAUGCGCGACCGUCGUCGAAUAGUAGUCCCGUGGUUCGCCCGGUGGUUCACGCUGAAAUCAAGGGGGGAGCUAGCUCUUGUCACGACAAUUGCUGGUGGGUGCAUCGCACAGAAGAGUGCAUCUGGAUGGGGACGUCAGAAGUAUCUACAUGGGGCACUGUUCGCUUCUUGGCAUCUCAUAGUCGCUUUGGAUAUUGGACGCUGCGCGAGGAAAAUUCUUCACGAGCGCACGGAUACAAGGGGCGCAUUGCGGCUGUUCCUUCGGUAUCAUGCUUUCAGGAUUUUGACAGCAGACGUCCCUGCUUUUUUCUGUUUUUUGGAGGCGCUCAGGCAUGCUACUACAUCAAUGAUUUACCGCACAUUUAUUACUCGCUGA